AUGCCUCAGAAAAUCACUGUUGCUGUGGCGCAAGCCCGCACUCUCUCUACACUUGAGUUGACUCUUGCUGCUCUCAAGCAAACCACUCAACAUGCAGCUUCAAAGGGUGUCCAUCUUCUGCUCUUUCCAGAAGCUUACCUAGGUGGUUAUCCUCGCACCUGUGACUUUGGAACUGUUUUUGGGGCGCGUGAACCAUAUGGCCGAGAUCAAUUUCUUGAAUACUUCCGUGCUGCGGUCGAUCUAGGCGAUACACCCGCUGGAGGGGGAGAUGACUGGGUCAAGCGCAAGCUCCCAGUAGCUCAAGGUCGAGACCACCGUGGUGAUGGGACAAGAGAGUUCCUUGAGCGGCUGUCCCGAGAAACGGGUGUCUUUAUUGCAACUGGGUUAAUUGAAAAAGCCGGGGGGAGCUUGUACUGCUCCGCGCUGUAUGUUGACCCACUGCGGGGUGUUCUGGGGAAAAGACGAAAGGUCAUGCCUCGGGAUUGGAUCAAUGCUGACCUGAAAUUGUUGAAAAAGACUGGCUCAGAACGCCUUGUAUGGGCCCAGGGCUCUCCUUCUACCCUCAAAGCUAUCACUACGGAGCUCAAUGGAGUCAAGCUUACUAUUGCCGCCGCUAUCUGCUGGGAAAGCUUCAUGCCUUUACUUCGUCAAAGUCUUUACUCGCAAAAUGUGAACAUCUACCUCGCACCCACAGCUGACAGCCGUGACACUUGGUUGCCUCUCAUGCGCACUAUUGGCGGCGAAGGUCGCACUUUCGUGCUAUCUUGCAACCAGUGCGUGCGCUACAAUGAACUACCGUCCUGGAUAACUGAGCAGAGUAAGACUACAGAAGAAACUCCAGACCGCUAUAUCUCGCGUGGUGGCUCCUGCAUAGUCGGACCUUUUGGUGAAGUUGUGGCUGAGCCUAUCUGGGAAGUCUCUACUGAUGAUGCAGCUGAUGGCUCAAGCAUCGAAAAUGGGCUUGUGAUCUCUGAUAUCGACUUAGAGGACUGGACACAUACACCCGCCUUCAUGCAGUUCGCGUUACCUCCGCGGCGGAGCCCGCAUACUGUACCUUUCUCCCGUUCCCCUCGAAUGUCAUCCUACCGCAGGAAACAACUAAAGUCGAUCGCCGUCCUAGCAUUCGCAAUAUCAUCCCUUAUUUAUCUCAUCCACUACCUUUACUCCUCAUCUUCUACAUCUAUUGUGGCCCCGGUGGGGACUUCUGGUGUGGUAAUCGUCACACUGCUAGACCGUCAACGGUUCAGCGAGAGCUAUCUCAAAAAGAUUAUUGCAAACCGGGAGGACUAUGCCAAGCGUCAUGGCUACACCAACUUCUUCGCAAGUGUGUCGGAUUAUGACGAUGCCGUUGGCGACGCCCCAAUGACCUGGGCUGUUGCACCGGCCACCCGCCAUGCCAUGGCUACGCAUCCUCGCUCGGCAUAUUUCUUCCAUCUCGCCACUAAUGCUUUGAUCAUGAACCCUACCAAACCCCUCAAGUCUCACAUUCUGGAGAAGGGCCGUCUUGAAGACUUGAUGAUGAGGGAUGUGCCCAUUGUGCCGCCCGAUAGUAUAAUAAGAACGUUCGCCAAUCAGAAGGAAGCGGACGUGGAACUUAUCCUCACUCAAGACAGCGAAGAUUUGAACCCCGGGAGCUUCAUUUUGAAGAAUGGCGAGUUCGCCCGUUUCUUCCUGGACGUCUGGUUUGAUCCGCUUUUCCGCAACUACAACUUUGCUAAGGCGGAAACCCAUGGACUGGAUCACAUCAUGCAGUGGCACCCAACUGUCCUUGCUCGAACUGCCUUGGUCCCCCAGCGCAUUCUGAGCUCAUAUAGCAGUGACUCGCCGGGUGCUGCUUUAGAUGGGACCUAUAAGGAUGGUGACUUCGUGAUCCAAUUUCAUGGGUGCGAUGAUACAAAGGGCCGGGACUGUGCCCGGGAACUAGAGUCAUACUAUAAGCUAUGGGAGAAGAAGGCACAGAGUGAUUAG
This is a messenger RNA of Penicillium griseofulvum, 1968 nucleotides long. Its product is annotated as putative alpha-1,6-mannosyltransferase subunit. The transcript has 6 exons. Gene Ontology annotation, cellular component: membrane. Gene Ontology annotation, molecular function: glycosyltransferase activity. The coding region runs from base 1 to 1968 and encodes 655 amino acids. NCBI's taxonomy places the organism in Eukaryota, Fungi, Ascomycota, Eurotiomycetes, Eurotiales, Aspergillaceae. The record is from RefSeq and is a predicted model, not a curated record.